GUAUUAUAAUUAGACAGAUAGCAGAACUGCUGUCUUUGAUGCAAGAUCUUCAUAUAAUGCCAAGUACAUUUGCUCAUAUAGAUGUUACUCAAGAUGACAUUUAUAAUGUUCAGAUUUAUUUAGAAUUUCGUUUGAAAGCCACCUGGGAUUGGCUUCUAACAGUUAUGGAUGCCACUGAGGCUCAAUUGAGAUUUGGGGCCUCCUUGACACAUUCGGAAAUACAACCGGGACUGUCAUUGGGUAUAAUAUCUGAAGUACAACCUCCUUCAAAUCGAUUAUCAGGUCGUUCUCAUGGUUUUUCAAACACAAAUUCUGGAGGCACGCGGAUAAUUGGGUUUACGACAAAUUUAGAAACAAAUCGGACGAGACAAGAAAGAGAAGGUGUGGACGCUCAUUCAGCCAGAAGGGAAUUUUUAUCCUACUGUCUUUCGUUAAUGAGGGCUCAUAACAGUGAACAUUUGGAUUCUCUUCCUAUCCUUGAUGUGUCUGCAUUGAAGCAUGUAGCUUAUGUAUUUGAUGCAUUAAUCUAUUAUAUGAGAUCAGGAAAUUCUGACUCUUCUGAUAGCGAUAAUCUCAGAGAAGGAUUAGCAUUACCCUCGUGGAAUGAUCAGGAUGAAAAUGAAAAUGACGAGGGCGAAGAAGAUAUACCGGUAGCAAUGGAAACAGAAUCUUUGGAUGAUCAGGAAGUAUCUAAUUUGGCUGUCCUUUCUGGUGGCUUAGGGAAUUCCAACAAUGUAUCUUCAUUAGGAAAUUCUGGAAAGGGACGUAAACAUUCCUUUUUUCAGGUAAGGUAUAAUCUGAUAAAAUAAUUGUUACAAACGUAU
This is a messenger RNA of Agrilus planipennis (emerald ash borer), 824 nucleotides long. RefSeq names its product E3 ubiquitin-protein ligase hyd-like. Lineage: Eukaryota; Metazoa; Arthropoda; Insecta; Coleoptera; Buprestidae. Gene Ontology annotation, cellular component: nucleus. The annotation marks the transcript as partial. The transcript has 4 exons. Gene Ontology annotation, biological process: regulation of double-strand break repair; protein polyubiquitination; DNA damage response. The record is from RefSeq and is a predicted model, not a curated record.